GUCCAAAGGUGACUUACGUGCCCCCUCCUCCACCUGAUGAUGAAGAAGCCGUCUUUGCACGUUAUCAGACAGGAAUUAAUUUUGACAAGUACGAUGAAAACCGUGUUGAAGUGUCAGGACUUGACUCUCCAGCACCAUUAAAGACUUUUGAAGAAGCUAACCUCUGUCACACUUUAAAUAAUAACAUUACUAGAGCUGGAUACUUCAAGCUUACUCCAGUGCAGAAGUACAGCAUUCCUAUUAUACUGGCAGGACGGGAUUUAAUGGCAUGUGCCCAGACGGGAUCAGGAAAAACUGCAGCUUUUCUUCUACCAGUUGUGGCCCAUAUGAUGAGAGAUGGUGUAACUGGCAGUAGCUUUAAAGACCUUCAAGAGCCAGAGUGUAUUAUCAUUGCCCCAACUAGAGAACUGAUAAAUCAGAUCUUUCUAGAAGCAAGGAAAUUUGUGUAUGGAACUUGCAUAAGGCCUGUUGUGAUCUAUGGAGGUACACAAACAGGCCAUUCAAUUCGCCAGGUCAUGCAAGGCUGUAACAUACUAUGUGCCACUCCAGGAAGGCUCUUAGACAUUAUACGAAGAGAGAAGAUUGGUUUGCAUAAUGUGAAAUAUUUGGUGCUAGAUGAAGCGGACCGCAUGCUUGAUAUGGGUUUUGGGUUAGAUAUGAAGAAGCUGGUUUCUUUCUCGAGCAUGCCACCUAAAGACAAACGUCAAACACUAAUGUUCAGUGCCACUUUUCCUGAAGAAGUUCGGAGGUGA
Messenger RNA from Apaloderma vittatum (bar-tailed trogon), 752 nucleotides. RefSeq names its product DEAD (Asp-Glu-Ala-Asp) box polypeptide 4 (gene DDX4). The transcript is spliced from 5 exons. Gene Ontology annotation, biological process: gamete generation; cell differentiation. NCBI's taxonomy places the organism in Eukaryota, Metazoa, Chordata, Aves, Trogoniformes, Trogonidae. The annotation marks the transcript as partial. Gene Ontology annotation, molecular function: ATP binding; RNA helicase activity; RNA binding. Gene Ontology annotation, cellular component: nucleus; P granule. The record is from RefSeq and is a predicted model, not a curated record.